Messenger RNA from Melospiza georgiana, 4615 nucleotides. RefSeq names its product vascular cell adhesion molecule 1 (gene VCAM1). The coding region runs from base 2149 to 3816 and encodes 555 amino acids. The record is from RefSeq and is a predicted model, not a curated record. Gene Ontology annotation, molecular function: integrin binding. Gene Ontology annotation, cellular component: membrane. Gene Ontology annotation, biological process: cell-cell adhesion. The transcript has 8 exons. NCBI's taxonomy places the organism in Eukaryota, Metazoa, Chordata, Aves, Passeriformes, Passerellidae.
CUGAUAGACUGUAUUUGCUAUGUAACAGCACAUUUUGUGAAAUGUACACUAGGAUCCAUAUGCUGACCUUAGAGGUAGAAUGAAAAUCUCUUCAUGCCACAAAAAUUCAAUAGUCAAGGCACAAGACACCCGAGAAUGCAAGAAAAGCAAAAGUCAGCAGCUGGAUCUUAGUGCCAUAGCAGGUGAAUCAGUAUCAUAGAAUGUAAUAAUAAAUCACUUAUAGGCUGAUGGGUUUAUAUCAAACACUUUAAAUCAAUAAUAGAGAAUUCCUAGAAUGCAUUUCUUUUUAGUGUGAGAUGUUUUUAUUACAUUCAUUCAAAUAAUCUUGGAGACUCGGUGUUAGAUGAUUUGCUCAACAUCUUAAUGAAAUCACCCUCAUACAUCUUGGGAAGUUCCUGUGCCUGGAGCCUGAUGGUGUUGCAGAACCAAGUCACCAUGCUGCUGAUAUCCUGGGUACUGAAAGGCACUCCUGAGGUAAGAUUCAUCUCAGGCUUAUGAGCCUGUGAGAACUUAACUGGUUGAUCCUUGAUCCACAAAAGGAUUCAACGCUGCUUGUGAAACAUUUAUGUCUUCUUUAUCUGUUGUAAACCGUGGGUUGCACAGAAUUGUUCCCUUUCCCAUUAGGAUGUCCCAGUAUCUAAGUGAAAGCCCUGGCAGUAGAUGCAUGGUCAUCUCACUUAGUCAAUGGUUAUUUCAUUCAGCUGCAGGUGAACCUUGUAGGUUUGCCUGGAGCUGAGCUGUUGAAAGAGGGCUGCCAAUAUCCAUUCCUCAUGGUGUGGAGCUAACUAUAGUAAGAAAUUAAGUCAAACAAUGCAAAAUUUUUUCAACCAAGAGGGUCAUUAAACCAUCUGUUACUUAUUAUUUGAUAUUCACAUGCAGUUCUUGGGAAAUUUCAGGAGAGAUCCUUGGCUAAGAGGUAUCAGAAUGUUGGAAGUCAAGUUUUUCUCAUACUAAUUCAGUACAGAGUUUCCUCCUGCCUGAGAGCAAUUUCAAACAUGUGACACAUUUCUCAAGUUGCCUCUCUUAUCACUAGAGUGUAACAUGGUCUGUGAUAAAAGGUGACACAACUAUGAAAGUCAUUCUUGCUCAGUUGUCUAUAUCAGACUACAAGGGCUGGGACUUUGAUGCCUAGCCAAGUAAUUGUCUGGGAAUUAUCUUUCUGGGAUAAUUGUCUGGGAAUCUCAUCUUUCUUACCCUUGUCUGUCGAGAAAAAUUCAGCUGCUUAUGGUUUUUAUCACUUAGCCACUCCUACUUUGCUAUAUUCCUUUUGUGGAAGUGUUAACAAACAAAGCAGUUAAGAUGAUACGUAACUGUCUGGGGGAAAGAAAGGAGAGAGAGAAAUAGUCCAAGUGACAAAACAGCAUGUUUUUUAUUUAGGGUAGAGCACAUUCCAGAGACAAAAGCAGGGUGCCAGUCCUUUAAUAGAGUUGCAGCUGGUUUCAAGCAUUAUUUGAUUUAUCAGUAUGUGUACAGACACACAAACAUACAUAUUUUGCUACUGCAAAAUCCUUUCUCUUGAAUACUUGUCAUUUUGGCUUGAUGGAAGUAAAAAUUGAUUCAUUCCCAGUUGCUUCUAUUUGGAAGGUCAGUUUCUUCAGGACUUUCAGUCCAUUUCCAGAGAGGGGAGAGUAACAAAAUCUAGGUAAAAAAGAGAUUUAAUUUCUGUGUAUCUUUAAAAAAAAAUCAAUAUAAUAAACUGAGAAAUCUCUGUAAUUCUUACUAAAAUGGAAGAUUUAAAAAUUAUGAGUCUUGAAUUCUGCAAAGUUAAGUAAUUUAAUUACUUUCUGACAUCUGUGUAGUAUUUCUACCUGUUAAUGAGCCAGUCCACUGUGGGACAACAAAGAUAACAUUUCUAUAACACAAGGCAGCAAAAAUACCCAGCCAAGCACAGUACUUCAGAAUAUGAACCAUUGUAAGAGAAUAAAAAAGAAUAUAUUCUGGAAGAUAAGUUGAAGGAUAAUCCAUUAGUAGCAGUGCACUUUUCAGUAGCCUGUGUAGGAGAAUCCAAGUUCUGCAUUUCUUCCAGGUGGAAUGGUCUGUUAUAGAUCUUGCUGUCAUUAUUCCCCCUUUUCUUUCUUGGUCCAUAGGGACAUGCAUGUACUUCAUGACUGAAGAGCAGGAAGGAUGUGACAAACAGGGAAGUGACUCAUGAACAAGGGUACUGCAGAGCUGCUGCUGCAACAGCAAUUACAAAUGUUUAAGGAGAUGGGAAGAGCGAGCCAGGCUGUGCUAUUAAUUUUGUGCGUGUUAAGGACUGUUAAAGCUUUUGAAAUGGAAAUUAUACCUGCUGAGAGAAUUGUGGCACAGAUUGGAGGCACACUCAUACUCACAUGCAAUACUACUGGCUGUGCAUCACCAAGUUUUUCCUGGAGAACCCUGAUGGACAGCCCCCUUGGAGGAAAAGUCAGAAACCACAGGACAUAUUCUACAUUGACUAUGAAUCCAGUUGGUGUUGUGAAUUCUCAUUCUUAUCUUUGUACUGUCAUAUGUGGUGAGAGAGGGAAAAAGGAGAAGAGUGUCAAAGUUGAACUUUACUCUUUCCCCAGUGAUCCUAUCAUUGACAUCAGCCCAUCCUUAGUUGCUGGAGAACCAGCCCCUGUCAUCUGUAAAAUUCCAGAUGUAUAUCCUUCUCAUCACCUGGAAGUUCUCCUAAAGAAAGAUGGACAGGUUCUUCAUGAGGAAUAUUUUUUGUACGAUGACAGCACAAAUACAGAGACCAAAACUGUGACAUAUACAUUUCAUCCCAUGGCUGAAGAUGCUGGGAAAGAGAUUACCUGUGUGGCCAGGUUACCAAUUGCUGAUAUGGAUUUUGAACCCAAAGAAAGAACAUCUUCUCAGAAACUUAAUGUAAAUUUUGGUCCACAAAAUACUGUCAUUACUGCAUCUCCAAGCAACUCACCAAUGGAAGGAGACUCUCUGAACCUCACUUGUGUGACUCAGAGUAACCCACCAGCACAAAUAGUUUGGAGUAAAUCUUUGGCUGAAGAAAGCAUUCAGCAUCUGAUAAAAAACAAUGUUCUUUUUAUUCCCCGUGUCCGUUUCAAUGAUUCAGGACGGUACAUCUGUGAAGUAAUUAAUCUGGUAACUAAUAAAACAGAGGAAGCAACUGUGAACCUUGUUAUACAAGGUGCUCCAGUCAUCACAGAACUCUCCAUUGAACCUUCUACAACAGUUCAGGAAGGACAAAAUGUCUCCAUACAAUGUUCUGCUGAAAGCAACCCUCCUCCCAAGAUAAUUCUAAGGAGAAAAUCUGACAAUGCAGACAUAGGGACUUCUAGUGCCAGAAGUAUUUUUCUUCCAUCUGUGAUGUUCCAAAAUGGAGGGGACUAUGAAUGUGUAGCAGAAAAUAAGUAUGGGAACAGUAAAAGUGAAAUCACACUUAAUGUGAAAUAUGGACCAAAGAAUACAAUGAUCACUGUUUUUCCUGCUGCUCUUAAAGAAGGGGAAACUGUGACAAUGAAAUGUACUAGUUCUGGUAAUCCAGCUCCUGUGAUCUCCUGGAAGAAAAAGAAGGCCACCGGGGAGUCUGAGAAAAUUUCUAAAAAUGCAACUAUAACUAUACACAACUUGAAAAGUCAAGAUCUGGGGCUUUAUGAAUGUGAAGCUUAUAAUCAAUUUGGCAAGGAAGAAAAAGCUGUGGAAUUAUAUGUUCAAGCAAGAUUGGAAGAACCAGAUCAGAUGAUCCCAUUCAUUAUUGCAUUCUCAUCUGUAGCAGCAGUAGCAGUUCCUGCAGCUGCCAUUUUGAUCUACGUGUCAAGACAAGCAAAGAUCAAUGGAUCCUACAGUCUUGUAAAAGCACUCAGGUUGAAAGUUUGAUCAUGUGAAUAUAAGUGUUUAGUUGAUAAUAAGCACUUUUAUUUAUUGCUGUGACUGGUUCCACCCUUCAGUAACAAAUGAGUGACUUGAGAACAGCGCCAUGUGAUAGCAAAUGGGCUUAUUUUCAUGUUCUCAUAAGUGUUUUGGUAUUUAAAUUAAAGGAAGAGCUAGAAUCCUGACCUAGAAAUUGGUAAAUCAUUUCUGUGUUGAAGCAUUCUGAACAAAGAGUUCUGUGAAGAACUAGGUUUGUAUAUAGUGUAUAAUUUGUGUUAUAAAUAUGUUCAACUAAAUAUCAGUUUGUAAAACUUUUCUUAUUGCAACUGUACAGAGAAAUUUUGUUAAUUCAAAGACAUAAAUCAAUAUUGCUUGAGCUGAUCAGGUGAUUUUUAUUUUGUAUUACUCUGCAGCAUGCGUGUUUUUUAAUAUAAUUUGUCUGGUUGUGGUAAUGUUUGGAAAAUAUUCUCUUUUCACUGAUAUUGCCAUAAACUAUACCUUCAAUGACAUUACACAAUCGCUGGGCUAUGCAUUUCUAACAAAUUUAAACUAAUUUUAGCCUUUGAGGGUCAUUUGCAAAACAUUUUAUUUUAAAUAUUAUUCAAAAUCUGGGGUUAUAAUCCUGUAAGUUCUAGCAAUGCUAAGGUAUUCUUGCUGGCUUCAAUCAUUCUCAGAUCAAUGUCAGAAUUCCGUUAUUUUGUGAUGAGCCAUAUCAGACCUUUCUUGUAAAAUAUAAGGGCACUGUAAAUAUGCUUUACAGAUUUCCGCUGCAAAAUAAAACUACCAGCAGAUUUCUUUGUCUAAA